ACCUCCCGUACGAGGAGUCCUCCGGGAGCCGUUCACUAAAGGGGUGGUGGCGCUACCUCGUCGCCCGCGGCGCCGCGCCGUUCGCCAAGCGCGCCGUCAUCUACGAGCGAGCGCUCAAGGCGCUCCCGGGGAGCUACAAGCUCUGGCACGCCUCGACCACGCGCGCCCUCACUCCACUGACCACCCGGCCUACUCGUCGCCCAACAACACUUUCGAGCGGGCGCUCGCCAACAUGCACAAGAUGCCGCGCGUCUGGAUCCUCUAGUUCACCUCGCUCCUCGACCAGCGCCUGCUCACGCGCGCGCGUCUCGCGCCUUCGACUGCGCCCUUCCCGUGCUACCGGUGACACAACACCGGCACCGACGGCGGCAGACCCUCAAGGAGGGAACCUGGCGGACACCACGCGCACGCGACUAGUCACGCGGCACCUCCUUCGUUACACGUGCUGUGCGAGGAGCACCAUCGUCUUGUCGCUGCUGCGCGCCUGGGCAACUACCUGCGUGACACGCGUCGCCUCUGCCGUUCGACUUCCUCCUCGCGAGCGUCGUUUUCCUUGCGACGUAUUGCCGACGCCGAGCGCCGGGUUAGGAUUCGGGUGGGGAUCUCUGUCCGGCGGGCUCUAGAUGGAUGGCCCGGGACGACGGCCGACCUGGCGGUGAUGGCCGGCGGCGGGGGUGUCCUCAGCUGGCUGCCACCGCCCCCGGCGUCCCCCCUCGUCUCUCGGUCAAUCGGGGUGGAGAUCCAGCCGGACAUUGAUUGGUUUCUUCUUCUGGGAGUCCGAUUUGAUUUGCUCUUCCUUUGGUUCCACUGUGAACAGUCAAAUCCGAAUCUCUCAUCUUCUCAAAGAGCUACUUCAUCGCUGCGGAGGAGGAGCUCGCACCUUUAUAAAUCAAAUCGAACAUUGGAUCUUCGGAGGUGCUAAAACCCCCCAAUCGGAUUGGAUUAUUCAUGGAGUUGAAUAAUAAUGGAAUAAGCUCCAAUGUGGAGGAUGAAGAUAGACUCAGCGUAUUGAUUGAUGAUCUUUUACUGUCUAUCUUGGGAAGAGUUGAUAUAACUACGACUGUAAGGACAAGUGUAUUGUCAAUGCGGUGGAAACAUCUGCCGUGGUUGCUCCGUGAGCUCACAGUUGAUGCCAAGGAUUUCCUACCUAUCCCGCAACCAAACCCCAUUGAGAAUGAACACAUGGAUGAAGCAAUGUCAUCGCUUGAUAAAGCGAUCAGGAGCUUCUUGGCUACCCCUCGGAUUGAGGGUGCCAUUACAAGGUUGCAACUUAAGAUCUACUUGAUCAGUAACUACGCAUUUAACAUUGGCCCUCUAGUUAGUGAAGCAAUUGACACUGGGAUCUUGAAAGAUUUGAACCUUGCUUUUUUGGACGAAAUGGAAAUUCUAGACUGCACGGAAGAGCGUAUGCUACAACAAGCUGGUGUUGCGAGAGACUUUUUUAGUGAUUAUCCUAGUGUAUUUCAUUGCCUCACAAGGCUAUCUCUAUACAACUUGUGCUUUGCUGAAUGGGACAUCAAUCAUCACCUAUUUGACUGCUGCCAGCAACUACAGCAUCUGUAUCUCUCAAAUUGUGAUGCAGGGAGGUUCAGGGUGUGGAAGAUAGAUGCUCCGGAUUCAAAACUCAGUGUUCUUCAACUCAACAUGUGCGUGUUGGGAAGACUUGAGAUAGUUUGCCUGCCAAAACUGGAGCGUCUCGAGUGGGAUACUUGGCUUUGUCCCCGUGCCCCCCUGUCAUUUGGUGUUGUUCCGUCCCUGAAGGAAUUAUACCUCAUAUGCGGUGCAGUAAGACAUAUGCAAGGAUUUGUGUUAAGUGAAGUUCUACGUGAUACAACUAUACAUACUAUGAAAUUAGAUUUCCAAGGAGAAAAGCUUUGGAUGCAACCGGAAGGAAAACAACCUUGCACUGGAUUCAACAAGUUAAGGAAGCUAUCUGUACAUGGAAUUUUCGUAGAUUUCAAUCUACUAUGGAUGAGAGUCCUCCUUGAAGCUGCGCCAUUCCUUGAGAUGUUUGAUAUUGAGAUAUGGGAACAUCCAUGCUUGAUUAACGAUUCAAGGCAAAGUUUUGGGGAGAGGACGAAUCCCUUAUGGAAGGUGCCUGAAAUCACAAGCCGCAAAAACUCUUUUAUGAAAGUGCUCCAGAUUAUUGGCUUCAAGCCGCUGAAACAACAGAUCGAAUUCAUAAGAGCUGUUAUGCAGCAAGCUCCCAAUUUGGCCACGAUUGUUCUUAAAUACGACGACCCUUGCGAGGACUGCGAAAAAAUGGGUAUUUUUCCACCACGCUCUUCUAGUGAGUGCGUGUUUCCAAAGAAUAAGGAUGAGAGAGAUAUGGUGGACAAGCUGCUCAUGGUUGGAGUCUCCUCUUGCGCCCAGAUUAUCUUCGAUAAUUAGAAAGUGCAAUGCCUGAAUCUGGAGCGAGUUUAAGAUCUUUCCGUGCCUACCGAAAAAUAAUUCCUAUUUAGAAUACCUGACUGAAAUAAUGUUGGGCUCUUGCAACAAGAAGUGGUAUAUCAUCUUUUUGGAGGUUGUUGGUCGUUCUAAGAAAUGCACUUUUAUCCUCAUUAUGUAAUAAAAGGUUGGCGAAAUGUUUGUUUA
Messenger RNA from Phragmites australis (common reed), 2595 nucleotides. RefSeq lists its product as uncharacterized. Lineage: Eukaryota; Viridiplantae; Streptophyta; Magnoliopsida; Poales; Poaceae. The record is from RefSeq and is a predicted model, not a curated record. Gene Ontology annotation, molecular function: protein binding. The transcript is spliced from 5 exons. The coding region runs from base 949 to 2391 and encodes 480 amino acids.